Messenger RNA from Exserohilum turcica Et28A, 483 nucleotides. RefSeq lists its product as uncharacterized. The record is from RefSeq and is a predicted model, not a curated record. The transcript has 2 exons. Bases 1 to 483 code for a protein of 160 amino acids. Lineage: Eukaryota; Fungi; Ascomycota; Dothideomycetes; Pleosporales; Pleosporaceae.
AUGUUUGUAUCGCCUCGAUGUGAUGAGAUGCUUCUAGGCUCAUGUGGCGCACAGGGCAAGAAGUGGCUUGUUCGGCGACGUCUCUGCACUGCCGCCACGCUUAAACUCAACUCUACCUCAUUACUCUCCAAAACCUGUCCUUCUGGAUGGGAGUCACAAAAUGUGCUCCUGCAUCGGCGGACCCUCGUUCUAUUCAACGAGUUGCAUUCCAAGGGCGAUGGUCUCGAAUUCAAGGCAUGGCUUUCCAGUCCGUCUCUUUGGACUAUAUCGAGCUCUUCAAAUACCACUGAAGACACCGAGUACACUGCAAUAAUGUUUCUUUAUCGGUUGGUUAACCAGAUAUGGGAGAAGGUUGUUUCAGAGUGGAAAAAUAUUGUGGACCAAUGUUCCGACCAUAUCAGGGAUUUAGCAUGCGCCACACAGCUUACACUGGUGAUCAGGAAACCAAAGCCCUGGACAAAACAAUCAAUGUUUUGGGCUUGA